AUGACGUCUGGUAAAAAAGACUGCAUCACUUUAAACAAACAAAAGAAGCAGAAGAGGUUUCUUAAAGAUAGUCUUUUGAACCUACACAAAAAGUUUUUGAAGAAAUACGAUUAUAACGUCAGUUACUCAUAUUUUUGCAAAGCAAAGCCAUUUUGGGUUAUAGUUCCUACAGAAAAGGAUAGAGAGACCUGCAUGUGUAAAAUACACGAAAAUGUAGAUUUGCUGGCGAAAGCUCUUCACAAAAACGAAAUAAUCGUCGAAAAAUCUGCAAACGAAAUCUUGUCUUCUAGUGUAUGCAACAUCUACAAUAUAAAAUGUCUGGAAAAUAAAUGCAGAGUUUGCAUUAAUAAAGGCCUGACAGUCAGGGAGUUUAAAAAUUCUAUUGAGAUUGAAUAUCAAAUGUGGGGCUCGGGUUUGAAGGAAGUACGAACAAAGAAUGGAUUAAGAAUAAUAAAGAUUACUGAGAAAAAACAGUUUAGAGGAAAACCAAGAGAAGUAUUACUUCUUUUGUUAAAGCUUCUAAUAAAGUUUUACGUUCACAAUGCUAAUAUUGUGAACCAGUACGAAUGCACAACGAAAUUGAAGAGGGAACCUGAAAGCAACAGUGUUGUGAUCCAUAUGGAUUUUAGUGAAAAUUAUUCGAUCAAAUACAACACCGAGAUUCAGUCUCUGCAUUUUGGCGGAAGCCGCAUGCAGAUAAGUCUUCACACUAGCGUUAUAUACCUCAGUAGCUCUUCAACACCUAUAAGCUUUUGCACAUACAGCGAUAGCGUGCGUCACGAUGCAGCUGCUGUCUGGGGACAUAUAAUUCCUAUACUGAGGUAUAUCGAGAAAACGGCGCCAUAA
Messenger RNA from Parnassius apollo (apollo), 846 nucleotides. The record is from the annotation of a GenBank genome assembly. Lineage: Eukaryota; Metazoa; Arthropoda; Insecta; Lepidoptera; Papilionidae.